This is a messenger RNA of Rotaria sp. Silwood2, 564 nucleotides long. Lineage: Eukaryota; Metazoa; Rotifera; Eurotatoria; Philodinida; Philodinidae. The record is from the annotation of a GenBank genome assembly.
UGGUAUCAAAGAUAACGUUCUUUCUCGAAAGACAGAACAUGGAAUGAAGAGGAAAGAAAGAAUGCCUCUAAUGUGAGAUGGAGCAUAGCAGAAAAGAGAAGCGAUAGCGAAGACACUCGUCGUCGCUAACAAUAGCCACAAAACCAGAUCAAAAACACAAAAAAAAUAUAUAAAAAUCAUUACUUUAACACGGUGCACGAACUUUUUACACAACGUAAUAUUUAAUUUCUUGUCACAAACAUAUCUUCCAUAACAGAUACAUCAGUAAUUUCACUGGAACGGACUCUAAAAAUUGAAUACUUCUAUCUAGAAAUGGGAUCAUGCAUUAGAAAAACAACCGGUACGACAAAACAACACCCUUGUGGUGGCAAUCCCUGUCCUCGUUGUGGAAAAUGCACUGAUUGGACUUAUGAUGGUGAUUUAAAGGGUGCUAUGGAGCAUUGGAUGCGUGACGAAUCUGAUGAAAUAACUGAUCAGAAGCGUUGGCAUCGUCAUCCUGGUGCAACAUGUGCUUAUAUUGCUAUUCGUGCUCGUCGUACUGAUCAUGUCUGUCAAUGCGAUUGA